GGUCUUCUUUUAUACUACAACAAUAUCAAUAGUCAAUAGAGCUAAGAUUCGAAGUUGUUUUGGAAAAUUUUCACCCGGAUUCCGAAACCGUAAAGGACGAUAAGAAUUAACCUUACUGUGUCACGUUCUACACGACCGUUCUAUACCAACCAGCCAUGAGUGUGAAAACUGAGUAAGUCAGCCAUUCUCUCCUCGCUUAAUGGGGAAUUAUUGAGAAAUAUCCCCAAAUUCAUUGAGAAUAUUCUCCGUCCCACAUGAAGCUAACAUACCAAUCACCUACUCAGUUUCCCGCCCAUUCGAGCAUGUCUCUUCGAUAUGGAUGGUCUCCUAAUAAAUACUGAAGACAUGUACACCCUAUGCGCCAAUCAUGUUCUCGCCACCUACAACCGGCCUCCUCUCCCUUGGUCCAUCAAAGCCAAACUCAUGGGGGUUCCCGGUGGUUCCACUAGUUCUGUAUUCAUGGACUGGGCUCAACUUCCCAUCAGCAAAGAACAAUACGCCUUAGAACAACGCGAACAACAACGUCUCCAUUUUCCAGAAUGUAAAGCCUUACCAGGCGUUGAGAAAUUACUCAGAGACUUGAGUACAGCACGUGAUGUGAAGGGUAACAAAGUGCAUAUUGCAUUGGCGACGAGUAGUGAAAAGUAUAAUUUUGGGUUAAAGACGAGUAAAGAUGAAACGAGGAAGUUGCUUGAAGUUUUUCCGGAGGGGAGACGAGUUUUGGGUGAUGAUCCCAGGGUUGAGAAGGGAAGGGGAAAACCCGCGCCGGAUAUUUAUUUGUUGGCUUUGAAGUUAAUUAAUGAGAGCUUGGGAGAGAAUGAGAGGCCCAUAAAACCAGAAGAGUGUCUUGUUUUUGAGGAUUCAGUGCCGGGAGUGGAGGCGGGGAGAAGAGCGGGGAUGAGAGUUGUUUGGGUUCCUCAUGAGGGGUUGGCAGCCGAGUAUAAAGGACAGGAGGAAAUGAUAUUGGCUGGGAGGAUGGGUAUGAUGAUAGGAAAUGACGAACAAUUGGGUGAUGUUGGUGACGGCCGGGGUCAAUUUCUCCAUAGUUUGGAGAAUUUUCCCUAUGUGGCAUAUGGAAUCGUCAUUUCAUAGAAGUGUCUCAUGUAGACUCCGAGCUCAGUAGAUUAGACUAGAAUGCUUAUGGAAAUAUUCAAUGGAAGACAAGUAGCCUCAAACAUGGACUUCAGGCUUUCAUAAAAAUAUUGUAUUGUUGGUGCACGCGGUUGCAGGUCUUUCAGAGGAUCUCGUUCCUGUAGUGCUUAAUUCCUGCGGUCAGAAUCUACACAGGACAACUUUGUCGAAUAGUUAUUGC
Messenger RNA from Sclerotinia trifoliorum, 1312 nucleotides. The record is from the annotation of a GenBank genome assembly. Lineage: Eukaryota; Fungi; Ascomycota; Leotiomycetes; Helotiales; Sclerotiniaceae.